Molecule: messenger RNA, 474 nt
Organism: Closterium sp. NIES-65
Lineage: Eukaryota; Viridiplantae; Streptophyta; Zygnematophyceae; Desmidiales; Closteriaceae
Source: the annotation of a GenBank genome assembly
AUGCCGUCGCCGGCUGUGUCGCCGCAGUCGUCGCAGCAGCUGUCGUCUGGCGUCGUUGCCCCUCCGCUUCCGCUCUCGUCGGCUCCUCCUGCGGCAUCGGUCCCGCUCCCCGCUCCGCCACCCUCCUCCCCUCCACCUCUGGCGCCUCCUCCGUUGUCAUCAUCGGCCGUGGCACCCCCCAUGCUCCACCCCUUUUUCUCAAUUUCCCUCCGCCUCUCUUCCUCCUGUCGAGCCUCCGCAGCAGCAGCAUCCUCUCGUUCGUGGGACAUCGAGUCCGACUUCGUGAAGGACAUCCUUCGCUGGGAGAAGCGCAUGGUGGCGGUUGGGGAGUGCCUGUCGCACGUGGCAAUGGUUCUCAAGCAGUUGCACGCAGGCUUGAUGGCGCGAAACCUCGUGCUUCGUGAUCCUCAGCUGACAGAGCCCCAGCAGGGUGUUUUUCGCGAAGCGGUGGCGCACUCCUCCGUUUGCCCCUAG